CCACUCCAAAACAAAUACUUUUGCCUGUCUGUUGCUGUUUGCAAUUUUUUCCAUCUUUACAUCUCUCUGCAGAGAACCAGUGUAUCCUAUCAGUCCAUUUUGGCCGUAACUGGUCGAGCAAAUCAACAUGGACGGCGCUCAUAUUGAUCUCUAUGAGGUCCUCGAAGUCGAACGCAGCGCAACCAAGGAAGAGAUCCGGAAGGCUUAUCGCAAAGUAAGAAACCAUAGUGACUCGCACCCGUUAUAAGCUUAACCCGAAAUAAAUCAGGCGGCGUUAGCGAGCCAUCCAGACAAAGUCCCAGAAGAAGAACGAGAGACGGCGGAGAUCAGAUUCAAGUCCGUUCAACAAGCAUACGAUAUUCUUUACGAUGAGGAUAAACGCCAUCUGUACGACACACACGGUAUGGGCGCUUUUGACGGUUCAGGGAAUCCUGGAAUGGGUGGACAACCAGAUUUGGACGAUAUCCUAGCUCAGAUGUUUGGUGGGAUGGGUGGAAUGGGAGGUAUGCCUGGUUACGGCGGAGGAGGACGACCGCCCAAACCCAGAAAGAGCCCGGACGAGGAGACGAAAUACGAAGUCACCCUGGAAGAUCUCUACAAGGGCAAAACCGUCAAGUUUGCCAGUACCAAGAACGUGGUCUGUGGACUGUGCAAGGGCAAAGGUGGAAAGGACAAGGCUACCGCAAAACAAUGUUCGACAUGCGGCGGACAAGGAUACAAGGAAGUGCUUACUCGUAUGGGGUCGAUGUUGACUUCAUCCAUGGCCCCUUGCACCGUUUGCGAUGGACAGGGAAGCUUUUUCAGCCCCAAAGACAAAUGCAAAAAGUGUAAAGGAAAGAAGGUCACGGAGGAGAAGAAAAUGUUGGAGAUAUACAUACCUCGGGGAGCCAAGGAAGGUGAUCGAGUUGUUCUAGAAGGAGAAGCCGAUCAAGUACCCGACCAAGAGCCGGGCGACAUCGUUUUUCACCUUGUUGAGACUGAACAUCCAGUCUUCCGUCGCGCUGGUCCUGAUUUGACCGCCGAUCUCGAAAUUACCCUUGCCGAGGCCCUGGCUGGCUUCUCUCGAGUGGCUCUAAAACAUCUCGACGGGAGAGGAAUUGAGAUCACGCAUCCCAAGAAACCAGGUGAUGUCCUGUCACCAGGGCAGGUCUUGAAAAUCCCCGGAGAAGGCAUGCCACUUAAAAAGAGCGAUGCUCGUGGAGACUUGUACCUUAUAGUCGACAUCAAAUUCCCUGACAAAGAUUGGGCACCGAGUCCCGCGACGCUGGAGAAAUUAAGGGAGAUUUUACCAAAAUCGACGCACCUACCUAUUGAAGCCGAGACGGUGGAUGAAGUCGACUAUGAGUCCGAUGCCAAUAUUGAAGAAUUCGGUCAAGGGGAUCCCCGAGGAGGUUCCGGAUGGCAGGAUAAUGAAGAAGGCGAGCCGGCGCAGUGCGCGACUCAAUAGAUAGAUCUUUCAUGUCUUUUCCUCUUUCCUUUGAACUACGUGACCCUGUGCGGCAUUAUUAUAAUAUCAUCAUCUGCAUUACGAAAUCGUCAGCUCUUCGAUUCCAAGACUUGUCCGCUGAUGACAUACAUAUUUAUUGGUUGAUUUUGAGCACUCACUCCAUUCUGAUGAUAAUGCCUUAGACGAACAUGAAAAGUUUGAUUGUUUUUAUUCUUUUCUUUGGGAUAUUUUCCUACUUAGGUACGGGAUAAGCUACCAGCAUUCCAGAAA
Molecule: messenger RNA, 1717 nt
Organism: Talaromyces stipitatus ATCC 10500
Lineage: Eukaryota; Fungi; Ascomycota; Eurotiomycetes; Eurotiales; Trichocomaceae
Product: DnaJ domain protein (Mas5), putative
Exons: 5
Coding region: 404-1447 (347 amino acids)
Biological process (GO): protein refolding
Cellular component (GO): cytoplasm
Molecular function (GO): Hsp70 protein binding
Source: RefSeq, a predicted model, not a curated record